AUGGCGAAGAGAGGGCUCGCUCUCCUUCCCAACCUCACAGGCGCACUUUCUUCUUCCUCUUCAAUCUCUAGUCCAAAGUUCGUUUCUUCCAACUCAAAUCAUGGUGUUGUAGAAUCUCUUGAUACCGACGAACAACUCAGAAAACUUCACGUACUCGUUCAACAAGGCCAAACUCAAACUGCCAAAAAUCUAAUUAAAUCCCUCAUAACUUCCAAAGCCAUCUUCACAACUCCUUCUGAUAUCUACACUCAGUAUAAGGAAAAAUCUAAAGAUUUUUCAAGCAUGGUGUUAUCGGUUUGUGCUGAAGCAAACCUCCCCAAUGACGCCCUUGAGUUGUACACGUUAAUCAGAAAAGAUGGCGUCUUUCCUUCUCUUGUUUCAUUUAAUUUACUUCUGGAAUGUUUGGUUUCUUCUUGUCAGUAUGGUAGAGUGUUAGAUUUAUUUGAUCAUGUUCUAAGUUCCGGUAUUAGGGUUGACAAGUUUACGUUCGGUAAGGCUGUGCAAUCAGCGGUUAAGAUGGGGAACUUGAGACGGGGUAUGGAAUUGAUGGAUUGCAUGAAGACUAAUGGUAGGAUGAGCGUUAGUAAGUUUGUGUAUAAUGUUUUGAUCGGUGGGAUGUGUAAGGAGAAGAGGGUGAUGGAUGCACGAAAGCUGUUCGAUGAAAUGCUUGAGAGGGAUGUGGUGCCUGAUAAGGUUACUUUUAACACUAUGAUUGAUGGGUAUUGUAAGGUAGGGAAUUUAGAUGAGGCGUUUAGGAUUCGUGAAAAAAUGAAAGCUAGUAAUGUGGGGGCGAAUCUUGUUACGUUCAAUACACUACUAAAUGGGCUUUGUAGAGGGAAGAGGAUGGAGGAGGCAAAAAGUGUGUGGGAAGAAAUGAAAGUUCAUGGCUUUGUUCCUGAUGGGUUCAGCUACAGUUUUAUGUUUGAUGGGUUCUUGAGGUCCGGUGAUUUGGAUUCUUGCAUGGCUUUAUAUGAACAGGUGGAUAAAGAUGGCAUUCGUAUAAAUGGAUACACUUGCGGCAUUUUAUUGAACGGGUUAUGCAAGGGAGGGAAAACCAAUAAGGCUGAGGUGAUUUUGGCGAAGUUAAUGGAGAACGGAUUCGUUCCAACAGAGGUAAUCUUCAAUAUCAUAGUCAAUGGUUAUUGCAAGGAGGGUAACACAGAAAUGGCCCUCUUGACAAUGGAAAAAAUGAAAUCCCACGGGUUGAAUCCCAGUUGCAGCACUUUCAAUUCAGUGAUCAACCAGUAUUGUCAAUCUGGUAAUCUUAUUGAGGCGGAGGAAUGGGUGAAGAGAAUGGCGGAAAUGGGUGCUUCUCCAGAUGUGGUGACUUACAACAUACUACUUGAUGGGUUUGGACGGAAUUUGCAAUUCGAUAAGUGCUUUGAGAUCCUUGAAGAAAUGGAAAGUUAUGGCUUAAAUCCAAAUCCCAUAAGUUAUGGCUCUCUAAUGAACCAAUUAUGCAAGAACGGAAAGCUUGUCGAAGCUGAAGUGGUUUUCAGAGAUAUGAUAGGUAGGGGUGUUUUGCCAAAUACAAACAUAUAUAAUAUACUUAUCAACGGGUACUGUAAUGGAGGGAAGAUACAAGAUGCUUUCAAGACUUUCGAUGAAAUGUUGAGAAAUGAUUCCGUUCCAACUCUGGUUACGUACAAUACCCUCAUAAAUGGGCUCUGUAAAAUGUGUCGGGUUGAGGAAGCCGAAGAACUGGCAUCAAAAAUGGCAAAUGGAGGUCUCAAAUAUGAUGUGAUUACAUAUAAUUGCUUAAUAUCUGGCUAUUCAGCCAAGGGAGACAGCGACAUGUGUUUAGAGUUAUAUGAAAAAAUGAAAGGAUCCGGGAUUAAUCCUACUACCAAUACAUAUCAUCCGCUAAUCGUUGGAUGCAAGAAUCAGGGAUUAGUGGUUGUAGAAAAACUCAUGGAUGAAAUGUCACAGAUGAACUUGAAUCUUGAUCGGGUGCUAUAUAAUGAACUAAUCCGUUGCUAUUCAGAGCAUGGUUUGGUAGAGAAAACUUUUGAAUUGUAUCAUGAGAUGGUUGGUAACGGAAUUCUUCCCGAUAGGAUGGCCUACAAUUGCUUGAUCAUCGGGUACUUAAAGGAAGGGAAGGUUCACGAAGCAAAGGAUCUUGUCGAUAAGAUGAAGGAAACGGAAUUAGUUCCUAAAUCCGAUACUUACGACACAAUGAUCAAGGGCCUUUGCGAUAUCAAGAAGUUCAGUGAGGCGUAUAUUUGGUAUAGAGAAAUGGUUGCCAAUGGGUUUUUGCCAAGUGCAAGUGUUGCUAAUCAGCUUCUUACUGGUCUUACGGAAGAAGGAAGGUUACAAGAGGUCCAGAUAAUGUGCUCCGAGAUGGGCAUCAAAGGAUCGGAUUGUUCGAGUGCAAAUGACGAAAAUCGUAGAUACAGUUAACGCGAACUCGGGGAGAGGAGCAAAGACCUCAAGCACACCUUGUAGAGCAGCUCAAACCUGGGGAGAAUUCGGCAACUUUCAGGUUCAAUAGCGAAGAGAUUGAGAAGCUGAAAACCUUUUUGGAUCUCGUGAACCCUUGAUCACUUUUAAUCUCAUGUCUACCCAUGAAUUG
This is a messenger RNA of Cynara cardunculus var. scolymus (artichoke), 2572 nucleotides long. RefSeq names its product pentatricopeptide repeat-containing protein At5g12100, mitochondrial-like. NCBI's taxonomy places the organism in Eukaryota, Viridiplantae, Streptophyta, Magnoliopsida, Asterales, Asteraceae. Gene Ontology annotation, molecular function: protein binding. The transcript has 2 exons. Bases 1 to 2400 code for a protein of 799 amino acids. The record is from RefSeq and is a predicted model, not a curated record.